Messenger RNA from Triticum aestivum (bread wheat), 1041 nucleotides. Its product is annotated as GDSL esterase/lipase At1g71250-like. The coding region runs from base 1 to 1041 and encodes 346 amino acids. The record is from RefSeq and is a predicted model, not a curated record. Lineage: Eukaryota; Viridiplantae; Streptophyta; Magnoliopsida; Poales; Poaceae. The transcript has 6 exons. Gene Ontology annotation, molecular function: hydrolase activity, acting on ester bonds.
AUGGAGGGGGACGGCGCCGUCUCCGCGGUCAAAACACGAAAUUCGGCGUUCGGGGACGGGUUUACGGACGUCGGCAACAACAACUACCUAGAGAACAACGAGGUAGGGAACCCCGUAAGAGCAAAUCACUCCUACUAUGGCAUAGACUUCCCCAAUUCCGUGGCCACCGGAAGAUUCAGCAACGGAUUCAACUUGGCUGACUUCAUCGCAAAGGCUAUGGGAUUCGAGAUGAGCCCUCCCACAAAAAUGGAGGCUGGUUUUGCUGGAGUCAACUAUGCUUCGGCGACCUCUGGGAUUUGGAGAGACAUCGACACCGGACUGGACAUCCCACUGAUGGUGAUGGACCAAGUGAAGAACUUCGCGGACACGAUAGGGCAGAUGGGCGCCAACCGUAGCCCGCAAGACCUGAGCAAGAUGUUGUCCAAUUCCCUCUUCCUCAUCAGCACCGGCACCACCGACCUCUACUUAAUCUACAACAUCAACAACAAUGGGGGCUCGGACAGCAAAACCGAUGUCCCACACCUCAUCUCCUCCUACGGCGACAACAUCAUGACCUUGUACAACUUGGGCGCGAGGAAGUUCGGUAUCAUCAACGUCCCGACCUUGUGCACGGCGGUGGUGCGCCAUGGCUGUGAGGGCCUCAUUACCAGCCUCCGGGAGGAGUUCAACGAUGGCAUCAAGCCACUCAUGGCCGGCCUCGCCUCCAACCUCAGUGGCCUCCGCUACUCCAUUGCCGACUUUCACGCCUUCUCGGAUGCAGUCAACAUGAGUCCGUCGGCCUACAGUAAAAUCUAUCAAAGUUGUCUGUGGUUUGUUGAUGGAUGCACAGGGUUUGUGAACACCGGGGGCGCGUGCUGCCAAGGCUCCUGCGCACCUGGUUCUGGGCUGCCGUGUGCCAACCGCUCUCAGUACUGGUACUGGUAUUGGAACGAGGAGUACCCGACGGAGCAGGCCGCUAAGCUGGCCGCAUCUGCGUUUUUCAAUGGCACAACCCAAUUCACAACGCCGGUGAACUUCAAGACGCUGAUCAGCCAAAAGUGA